This is a messenger RNA of Sinocyclocheilus grahami, 942 nucleotides long. Its product is annotated as AFG3-like protein 1. Gene Ontology annotation, biological process: mitochondrial protein processing. Lineage: Eukaryota; Metazoa; Chordata; Actinopteri; Cypriniformes; Cyprinidae. The transcript has 8 exons. Gene Ontology annotation, molecular function: ATP-dependent peptidase activity; ATP binding; metalloendopeptidase activity. The coding region runs from base 1 to 942 and encodes 313 amino acids. Gene Ontology annotation, cellular component: m-AAA complex. The record is from RefSeq and is a predicted model, not a curated record.
AUGGGGGAGCAUUUGAAGGAUGAAGGACCUCCUGAUAUUAAGGGUCGAGCAUCCAUAUUCAAAGUGCAUCUCCGGCCACUCAAACUGGAACCAAAUCUGGACCGUGAUGCCAUUGCAAGGAGGAUGGCAGCUGCUACACCUGGGUUCACUGGUGCUGAUAUUGCAAAUGUCUGUAAUGAAGCAGCUCUCAUUGCUGCUAGACAUCUGAAUGAAUUCAUCAAUGUUAAGCACUUUGAGCAGGCCAUCGACAGAGUCAUCGGAGGUCUGGAGAAGAAGACUCAGGUUUUACAACCCACUGAGAAAAAGACUGUAGCCUAUCAUGAAGCAGGGCAUGCUGUAGUGGGCUGGUUUCUCCAACAUGCUGACCCAUUGCUCAAGGUUUCCAUAAUUCCAAGAGGGAAAGGCUUGGGCUAUGCCCAGUAUCUUCCAAAAGAGCAGUAUUUAUAUACACGGGAGCAGCUAUUCGACAGGAUGUGCAUGAUGCUUGGUGGGCACGUGGCAGAGCAGGUGUUUUUUGGCUGGAUCACGACUGGGGCUCAUGACGACCUUAAGAAGGUCACACAGUCAGCAUAUGCUCAGAUUGUUCAGUUUGGUAUGAGUGAGAAAGUGGGGCAGGUGUCAUUUGACCUGCCCCGGCAGGGUGAGAUGGUUCUGGAGAAGCCCUACAGCGAGGCUAUGGCAGAACUCAUUGAUGCAGAGGUCAGAGAUCUGGUCGACCGGGCCUUCAAGAGAACACUGAAACUCAUCACUGAGAAACACGAGCAGGUGGAAAUGGUUGGCAAGCGCUUGCUGGAAAAAGAAGUUCUAGACAAAGCUGAUAUGAUAGAGUUGCUGGGGCCCAGGCCAUCUGAGGAGAAUAGUCACAUGGAGAAGACUGAAAGUAACUCUGUCCCAAAGAGGCGUCCCAAAAAUCCUAGUUGGAUGAAGUCUGUUCCAUCUUGA